Molecule: messenger RNA, 3428 nt
Organism: Ailuropoda melanoleuca (giant panda)
Lineage: Eukaryota; Metazoa; Chordata; Mammalia; Carnivora; Ursidae
Gene: HNRNPH1
Product: heterogeneous nuclear ribonucleoprotein H1
Exons: 13
Coding region: 1561-2679 (372 amino acids)
Molecular function (GO): RNA binding
Source: RefSeq, a predicted model, not a curated record
AAAUUACGCAUGCGUCUGAGCUCUGUGUGACGCAAGGGGGCGGUGCGGGCACCUAGCUGCGCGUGCGCAGAGCUUGUUCAAAGGGCCUUAUUUAGGUUGCGCAGGCGCCCGCUGGCCAUUUCUUCUCAGCCACGCCGAAGUCGUGUUCUCAGUCUGUGUCGACGCCAGGACCCACUAGGAGAAGAUGAUGUUGGGCACCGAAGGCGGAGAGGGAUUCGUGGUGAAGGUCCGGGGCUUGCCCUGGUCUUGCUCGGCAGACGAAGUGCAGGCCCGGGGCGCCCCCUGGCGGGGCGCGGGCGGCAGCCGUUCCCGCUGGGCUGCUCGCGCCUUGCCGGCCGCUGUUACGCAAUGGAAAUUGCGAAAGCCCCGCCCGCCCUCCGAGCCCUCUAGGGGUGAGUGCGGCGCCUCUGGCGGAUUUUUUGUCGUCUUUCCUUACCUUCAAGCACGAAUCGUUCUACGGCUGUCUUUUCUAAAGGAUAAGUGGGAUUUUUCUCUCCAUCAUGUGAAAACUGUCCAAACGAUACGAACGUUUUGCAAAUCCUUAAAGUAUAACAACUUAUUUCCAAUUUCGGUACGUCCUUGAAGCGGGGCUUUCGACUUCAGAAAGUUAAAAUGUCACUUCUUAAUUUCAGAAAAUUUUGCUGAUCAAGAUUUGGUAAUUAUGAAGAGUUCUUGCUCAUCUAGUUCUUGAUCUGGCUCAUUUUACAGUUGAGGAUACUGAAGCCCAGGGAAGUUCACUUGUCUAUGUAGCUUUUUCCCAGUAUGUAGGUUUCCUGAAUGAUUUCUACCAAAAUGUCCUUGUUUUUAUUGUUAGUGUGAGUUUAGACUGAUACAGAUACAUUUGGAAGUAAUUUACAGGUUUUGGAAGGACACUUGUAGGAUUGACUUACUAUCUGAAUUUAGCAUUGGUAACGGAAAACGACCUGUAAAACGAGAACCAAAUACGCUGGAAGCCACCUUGCAGUGAGCAAGACUGGGUUUGGCUUCAGCUGUGCAACUUGGAGCAUUUUAGCUUACUAACAUUGAUCCCCUUUUAGGUGAGUAUUGGCCUUGCAGUUUGGAUUCGCAGGAAAAAUUGUAUGUUGCUGCUAGUAAGGUAAAACCAUCAAGUGCCCCAGACCAGAACUUGAAACCAGACUCAGAAGAUGGCAUACAAUCAGAGUCCAGACUUUGAGAGGUUACAAAGGAUGUUCAAUGGAGAGGACUUGGAGAAGUUUUCUUGGGAAGGUGUCCAGGGAAUAGAAAUUUUGGGGGAAGAUACAUGCUUAAGUACUGGAAAGCGGCCCUGGGAAUUGGUAUUGUGGGUCAUUCUAGGCUUUGCAGAAGCUCUACUUUGUAGCAGGGGCAUGAACAGGCGUUUCAUCUGUAUCACCCAGAGGUGGUUUUUUAGUUUUAAAUUCUGUAUUAACGGUUGUUUUCUUUCCAGACUGCAAAAUUCAAAAUGGGGCUCAAGGUAUUCGUUUCAUCUACACCAGAGAAGGCAGACCGAGUGGCGAGGCUUUUGUUGAACUUGAAUCAGAAGAUGAAGUCAAAUUGGCCCUGAAAAAAGACAGAGAAACUAUGGGACACAGAUAUGUUGAAGUAUUCAAGUCAAACAACGUUGAAAUGGAUUGGGUGUUGAAGCAUACUGGUCCAAAUAGUCCUGACACGGCCAAUGAUGGCUUUGUACGGCUUAGAGGACUCCCCUUUGGAUGUAGCAAGGAAGAAAUUGUUCAGUUCUUCUCAGGGUUGGAAAUCGUGCCAAAUGGGAUAACAUUGCCGGUGGACUUCCAGGGGAGGAGUACGGGGGAGGCCUUCGUGCAGUUUGCUUCACAGGAAAUAGCUGAAAAGGCUCUAAAGAAACACAAGGAAAGAAUAGGGCACAGGUAUAUCGAAAUCUUUAAGAGCAGUCGAGCUGAAGUUAGAACUCACUAUGAUCCACCACGAAAGCUUAUGGCCAUGCAGCGGCCAGGUCCCUAUGACAGACCUGGAGCUGGCAGAGGGUAUAACAGCAUUGGCAGGGGAGCUGGCUUUGAACGGAUGAGGCGCGGUGCUUAUGGAGGAGGUUACGGAGGCUAUGAUGAUUAUAAUGGCUAUAACGAUGGCUAUGGAUUUGGGUCGGAUAGAUUUGGAAGAGACCUCAAUUAUUGUUUUUCAGGAAUGUCUGAUCACAGAUACGGGGAUGGUGGCUCUACUUUCCAGAGCACAACAGGACAUUGUGUACACAUGCGGGGAUUACCUUACAGAGCUACUGAGAAUGACAUCUAUAAUUUUUUUUCACCGCUCAACCCUGUGAGAGUACAUAUUGAAAUCGGUCCUGAUGGCAGAGUAACUGGUGAAGCAGAUGUCGAGUUUGCAACUCACGAAGAUGCUGUGGCCGCUAUGUCAAAAGACAAAGCAAAUAUGCAACACAGAUAUGUAGAACUCUUCUUGAAUUCUACAGCAGGAGCAAGCGGUGGUGCUUACGAACACAGAUAUGUAGAACUCUUCUUGAAUUCUACAGCAGGAGCAAGCGGUGGUGCUUAUGGUAGCCAAAUGAUGGGAGGCAUGGGCUUGUCAAACCAGUCCAGUUACGGCGGCCCAGCCAGUCAGCAGCUGAGUGGUGGUUAUGGAGGCGGCUAUGGCGGCCAGAGCAGCAUGAGUGGAUAUGACCAAGUUUUACAGGAAAACUCCAGUGAUUUUCAAUCAAACAUUGCAUAGGCGGCCAAGGCGCAGCGAACAGCAGCUACUACAGUAGCGGGAGCCGGGCGUCUGUGGGCGUGAACGGAAUGGGAGGGAUGUCUGGCAUGGCCAGUAUGAGUGGUGGAUGGGGGAUGUAACUGAUCUGAUCCCUGACUCUUGGUCAACGUUUUUUUAAAGAAAAAAAAAAGUUUAACAGUUUUGCAAUACAAGCUUGUGAUUGAUGCUUGUUCUGAGUGGAAAUCAGGAUUGUUUUAAAGACUUAAGGUUCAGUAUUUUUGAACAUAAACAUUCACGUAGGAUGUAACAACUGAGUAAACUAUAACUGUUAAACAAUUUUCAGCUUUUCUCUAGUCUAUUGUAGGAUGUACUUAAGCAGCAAGUGUAUUUAGGUUAAAGCAGUUGAAUUACGUUAAUGUUCUUCUACCACAUGACAUUGAACACUGUUGGGAUGCAUGUUGAAAGACAUGCUUUUUUUGUAAAACUCAAUGUAGGAGCUGUGUCUACAAUUAAAAGUGAACACAUUUGGCAUGUUUGUUAAUUCUAGUUUCAUUUAAUAACCUCUAAGGCACGUAAGUUGAAGCUUUUUUUUUUUUUUUUUAAGUUAAUGGGGGACUUUGAGACGCAACACCAUACGUUAGGAUUUUGGUCUUGGUGUUUGUAUGAAAUUCUGAGGCCUUGAUUGAAACCUUUCCUUGUAUCGUGAUUUCCUUUUAGGUGUAUUGCGCUAAGUGAAACUUGUCAAAUAAAUCUUCCUUUUAAAAACUGCA